AUGAACAUGAAUUACGUGAAAUUUCUGUCUCUCUUUUACCUCACAACCUGCGGUGCAGCUCUGGGGAAUAUCCUUGAGUUCUGUACCGUGGAACCUGCGUUGUCCGUCGAGGCAGGCUCGGAUUUGUCCAUGAAGCUCCAGAACUCAUUCGGUGCGGAAUGUUCUGCCGAACUUGAGUUCUCUGAUGGCACCCCAAGCAUGAAGUGGUACUUCAAGGCGGUGGAGUGUGCCGAUGCACAACUGGCACGAUUCUCCGUUCCCUUCGGCGUCCCCAAUGGUGAUGCCUACAUCACAUGGCAGUGUGAUGGGGACAAUCCCAUGUCUUGUAAUCGUAUCGUCAUUAGUAAGGGCAAGGGUGAUCUGGUCCUACCAACAACACCCAGACUGAUAACGGAGACUGCUCGCUGUAUCUCACCCACAACGUUUCUUACCCAUGUUGUUACUCAUGACAAGGAGAAGCCGACGGGUGUGUUUCUAGAUACCGGAGUCCUCAAUCCAAUCAUCUCAGAUGUCCCAUCAACACCAGCGUCAAAGAAUCUUGACCUGGAAACUACUGCCUCUGUCAAAGUCACAGUUUCCACGCCAGCCACCCCCAGGCUACCACGGACAAAACCUACGAGCUAUAAACCACUAAUUGGGACAGGCGAAACUCGCGCGCGGUUAUCUACAGACACGUCUACUCCCACCACUCCCACCACUCCCAUCAACACCCCCGUUAUCACUUCUACCACCACCAAUACCGCUUCGAUCACUGUGCCGGUUCUCAUUCCCAUUGGAGAUCCUACCACCACAUCCUUCAACACGAACGAGCACACCAGAAAAGAGCAGCCGACCAAUAAACCAUCUUAUGUCACUGUCACGUCCAUUAUCUCAACAUGCCCGAUGCCAAUGCCGGGAUCGACAAAGCAGCAGGGCUGA
This is a messenger RNA of Fusarium mangiferae, 918 nucleotides long. RefSeq lists its product as uncharacterized. The transcript has 2 exons. The coding region runs from base 1 to 918 and encodes 305 amino acids. NCBI's taxonomy places the organism in Eukaryota, Fungi, Ascomycota, Sordariomycetes, Hypocreales, Nectriaceae. The record is from RefSeq and is a predicted model, not a curated record.